AUGAUUGCUAAUAAUGAUUCUGAUACUGAUGAAAAACGAAUUAAACCUAAGAAUACUUUAACAAAAACUCCACAAACACAACAUGAAUCUAUAUCGAAUACACUUAGGCCAAAUUCAAUAGAAUCCGACAUGACCCAUGAAGAAUUUCGUCGUCAUGGUAAAGAAAUGAUUGAUUAUAUCGCAGAUUAUCUAACUAAUAUUCAUGAACGUCGUGUAACACCUGAAGUUGAACCUGGUUAUUUACGACCAAUGUUACCAGAAGAUGCACCUGAAAAAGGUGAACCAUGGAAUGAAAUAAUGAAAGAUGUUGACAGAACUAUAAUGCCUGGUAUAACACAUUGGCAACAUCCACGUUUUCAUGCAUAUUUUCCUGCGGGAAAUAGUUAUCCAUCAAUUCUUGCUGAGAUGCUUUCAUCAGGUCUUGGUAUUGUCGGUUUUUCAUGGGCAGCAAGUCCAGCAUGUACUGAACUUGAACCUAUUAUGCUUGAUUGGCUUGGUCGUAUGAUGUCUUUACCAACGAAAUUUCUUCCAUUCAAUACAAGUAAAGGUUGUGAACUUGAAACACCCAACUGUGAUAAUGACUCCGAAGCCGAAAAUAAUAGUGGUGCUGUUCUUCUUGGAUCAGCAAGUGAAUGUAUAUUAGUAGCUAUGUUAGCAGCAAGAACUAAAAAAUUAGAAAGUAAACGUUUAGAAAAUCCAUCAAUGGAAGAUGGACAAAUAUUAUCAAAACUUGUUUGUUAUACAUCAAAACUUGCUCAUUCGUCUGUAGAAAAAGCUAGUUUAAUUGCAAUGGUACAAAUUCGUCAUUUAAUUGUUGAUGAACAUUAUUCAUUACGUGGACAAACACUUGAUGAAUGUAUACAAGCUGAUAAAGAACAAGGCUUAAUUCCGUUUUUUGUAUGUGGUACAUUAGGUACAACAUCAUGUUGUUCAUUUGAUAAUUUCGAAGAACUCGGACAAAUUUGUCAACGUGAACAACUUUGGUUACAUGUUGAUGGUGCAUACGCUGGUGCCGCACUCAUCUGUGAUGAAUAUCGUUAUUUAUCAAGAGGAUUUGAAUAUGUCGAUUCAUUCAAUACAAAUCCAAAUAAAUGGCUUCUAAUGAAUUUUGACUGUUCAUGUUUUUGGGUACAAGAUAAAUUUGCAGUUAUUAAUGCUAUGUCUGUUGAUCCAUUAUAUCUUCAACAUAAACAUACUGAAAAAUCAACAGAUUUACGACACUGGGGUAUUGCAUUAAGUCGUCGAUUUCGAUCACUUAAACUAUGGUUUACUAUCCGAAGUUAUGGAGUUGAAGGUCUCCGCCAUUAUAUUCGCGAACAUUGUCGUUUAGCAAAAGUAUUUGCUACAUUAAUAAACGAAGAUGAUCGUUUUGAAAUCGUCGGAGAUGUUGUACUUGGACUUGUUUGUUUUCGUUUAAAAGGAAAAAAUAAAUUAACUGAAAAAUUAUUAUUAAGU
This is a messenger RNA of Adineta steineri, 1455 nucleotides long. The record is from the annotation of a GenBank genome assembly. Lineage: Eukaryota; Metazoa; Rotifera; Eurotatoria; Adinetida; Adinetidae.